AUGGACAGUGUCUUAGCACUCGUCCUCUUCCUGUCUCAUCCCUUCAUCCACCUUUACAAUGCCACACAGUACAGCAUUGUUUCUCCUGAUGAGGAAAGGCUGAAGAUCUCGACUCUUGGGCUUCACAACGGCCACAGCUCACCUGGGAGCGCCAUGAGCAGUGCCACCGCUAGUGUAGGUGGCUACAACAUGGAGAGCAGCUACAAUGGGAAAAUCUCCACAAGGGGGCGUGGCCAAGUGAGGAGCCGUUUUGUUAAAAAAAAUGGCCAAUGUAACGUUGUAUUCUCCAACAUGGAGGACAAACCACAGCGCUACCUAGCUGAUAUAUUCACAACCUGUGUGGACAUCCGCUGGCGCUACCUACUUCUCAUCUUCUGCACAACAUUCUUAGUGUCAUGGCUGAUUUUUGGAUUGAUUUUCUAUAGUGUGGCCCUCGCACAUGGAGAUUUCGACCCUGAUCAUCAUGUGAGGGGGCAAACGGGGCCAGGAGCAUCAGGUGAGGGGCAACAGGAGGAGUGGAAGCCAUGUUUGCUCCACGUGGAAGGGUUUCUUGGCGCCUUCCUGUUUUCAAUCGAGACUCAAACAACGAUUGGAUAUGGCUGGCGCUGUGUCACUGAGGAGUGUCCAGUUGCCAUAGCAACAGUAGUGGUGCAGUCCAUUUUGGGAUGCAUCAUUGACUCAUUCAUGAUUGGUACUAUCAUGGCUAAGAUAGCAAGACCCAAGAAGCGAAAUCAGACGCUGCUAUUUUCCCAAAAUGCUGUUAUAGCACUACGGGAUGGGAAGCUGUGCCUCAUGUGGCGUGUCGGAAAUCUCCGGAAAAGCCACAUUGUUGAAGCUCAUGUCCGAGCACAGCUGAUUAAACCCAGAGUGACAGAGGAGGGCGAGUUCAUCCCACUGGAGCAGACAGACCUGAAUGUGGGUUAUGAUGAAGGAACUGACCGCCUUUUCCUCGUCUCACCUCUUGUCAUCGUUCAUGAGAUUGAUGAAGACUCGCCGCUCUGGGCCAUGAACCGCUCCGAUCUGGAAAACAAUGCCUUUGAGAUCGUUGUAAUUCUUGAGGGAAUGGUAGAAGCCACUGCUAUGACGACACAAGCACGAAGCUCAUACCUGUCCCAGGAGAUCCUUUGGGGUCAUCGAUUCGAACCGGUUGUGUAUGAAGAUCACGAUCGCUACCAAGUGGACUACGCUCGCUUCCACAAGACCUACAUAGUUCCUUCGACUCCUUCUUGCAGUGCUAAGGAGCUCAGUGAAUUAGUGAGCCAUCAGUCGUCCAAAGCGUCGUCACAAUCCGGGACGCCGAUUAGUCGCAGGACCCAUUUUCUGCGACCACCUUGCUCACCAAGUGCGUUCUGUUAUGAGAAUGAAGUGGCUCUGUUCUCUGGAGAAGAGGAGGAUGAGGAAGGAAUAAAUAAGAGCAGAGUAGAGGAUGGUCUGACGACACUAGAAACGGAUCUGACGGCACUAACUACGACUGGCAUUGCGCCAGAAUUCCAAAAAAUGUUCCAGGAUGCUCCAACAGUAACUUCUGGAAACAACGUCCUCUGUGUGCUGGACAUGGACAAUCAGAUGGAGUUUGAUAUCCUUCAGACGUCCAUUCCUCUUGAUCCUCUGACGUACAAAAGCGAAUCAGAGAUAUGA
Molecule: messenger RNA, 1638 nt
Organism: Neoarius graeffei (lesser salmon catfish)
Lineage: Eukaryota; Metazoa; Chordata; Actinopteri; Siluriformes; Ariidae
Product: ATP-sensitive inward rectifier potassium channel 12-like
Exons: 2
Coding region: 1-1638 (545 amino acids)
Biological process (GO): potassium ion import across plasma membrane; regulation of monoatomic ion transmembrane transport
Cellular component (GO): plasma membrane
Molecular function (GO): inward rectifier potassium channel activity
Source: RefSeq, a predicted model, not a curated record